Molecule: messenger RNA, 4805 nt
Organism: Caenorhabditis auriculariae
Lineage: Eukaryota; Metazoa; Nematoda; Chromadorea; Rhabditida; Rhabditidae
Source: the annotation of a GenBank genome assembly
AUGAAGUUGGGUAUACUGCUGGCCGGUUUGCUUAUCCCCAUAAUAGCGUCUGCAGCGUACGUCGAGGUAAGCAUUUCCGAAGGAUUCUGAAUAAGUAGUAGUUCGUAAAAAGUAAACUUUAAUGGGUAUCGAUGGCUCAAAAGUUGAAUUACAUUCCUUUUUGAUGAGGUUUUAUUCAAAAAAUCGGAACGUUUCCUUUGAAAAAAUUCAAAAACUUUGUAAGACUUGUCUUUUAUAUAAUGAUUUUUUGAAAAGUUCCUCUCUUUAUGUCUUAUCCAAAAAAUAAACCGAGAAAAAAGUACGAAUGUGAGAUAUUCAUUUUCGAGUUGUUGCGCAUCGGGGAAUUUGAUAACAUGAAGGAUCGUGUGAAUAAGUCAUUAGGGCCGCGCGGCUGUCUGAGAUUCCCACAGAUCCGCUACUUUUUACACGCUUUAUAUGAGCUUUACGGAUUAAUAUGGAUCUAAGAGAAGAGAAAUUUUAGCUGUAGUUGUAGAGAAGAUUUGUUCAGAUAAGCACUCGCCGUGGAUUUCAAUUUAGUUUAGUGCUGGGAAAUCUCCUCGUGAGCUUCCAGUUAUAAGAGCUUUUCAGCAGCUCUUCUUUCUCGUGAAGUUUCCUGCAAAAGCUAACUUAAUGUGUGGAUUUCAUUUGAAGUAGAAAAAAAAAUCAAACCCUUGGUGAAAGGGAUAUUUGGAUGAGAAUGUUUUCAGAGUGCCGCUGCAAACGUCAAUGGAGUCUCAUCCAAAAGACACGAAAAGUUCGUGCCAAUGGUGACAUUCAAGUGCGGUUUCCGCAACCAGUACCUCCAAGAGGAUGGAACCUGGAAGUCGGAUGAGAACCGCUUCGCGACCUGCUUCUCAGGCAAACUCGACAUCUUGAAGUAUUGCCGCAAGGUAUGUCAACUCCUUAUAAAUGCUAAUGAGGUUCAGUUUUCUGCUGUUUCAAAUAUGAUUUUUUUUUGUGCAAGUAAAGACACAAUUUUCAGGACUUUUGGUUUGAGAUUAGAGCGAGAAAAAAAAACUAUUUAUUGCACUGUGUGCUACAAAAUUUAACUACAAGUAAAUGCUAAAAAACUACUGAUAUUGUAUGAGCUUCAAUAAGCCUUCAUCGUACCGAGAGCCGUUCCUUUUGCUCCGUGAAUGGAUUAGUUUGAGAGGAGAUUUUCAAGAGCUCCAAUUCUGGAGCAACAUGUGCCACAUUCCCCGCCGGGAAUAUACGCGCAUCGUAUGAGAACGCAGUAUUCCGGCUAGUUACUUAAGCCUCGGCAUGCAAAAGCAUAAAACAGACUCCCAUAGCGGCCUUCAAAACUCGUCGAGCUUUCCAUCCAAAGAUUGUAAACCACUUGCUCACUGAAGCGAAAGGAAAAAAAAACCGAAAAUUGUUCCAAAUUUGUUUGGUUCUCUUUUGUUCUGAGGGAUUAUUGGCGAGGAAUUCAGUGGAUGGAUGGCGGCCGUAGAAGCUUCAAAAAAGGCGAGAAGUUAUGUCGGUUUUUUCCGACAACACGGCUGAAAAGUUUGAAAAAUGAGAAGCAGAGCCAUUUGUCUCAGCGGGGCGGCCUUAGACGGUGGUCUUGAAAUGUUCUGUUUUGGAGAAAAACUCGGCAUUUGACUGAUGAUUGCAGAUGUAUGUAGUGAACAAAAGUUCUCUUCACUUUUACUUUUUGGGUUGACCGAAAAUACAAAUUUUAAUUUCCAGGCGUAUCCCAGCUUGAACAUCACGAACAUCGUCGAGUACUCUCACGAAGUGACGACAGGCAAUUGGUGCCGCGAAGAAGGCUCCCCCUGCAAGUGGACUCAAACCACUCGUCCAUUCCAGUGCAUCGGUAGAUCGUUAAUCUGCUAUCAGUAACUGAAAUGAAAAGAGGAUCUUCGAGCUUUGGAGCUCUGAAAAUGACUGAAAGUAGUUAUUAUCAAAUUCAAAGCGUUUAUUACAGUUUUUAUUUUUAAAAAACAGGUAAUUUUUAGGUAAAAAAUAGCUGAAUAACAACUUCAAACCAGAGGUUACCUGAGGGAACCGAAAUUUCAACCUUAAAGAAGAAUGUGUGAGGAAUGUUCUAGUUGACAAUUGGUGUUCGAAAAUCGCAAAAGAUUUUAAACUUAAAGUUUCUGUUUGUUGAUCAUACCUUGUCGAAUGAUGACCCUUUGAUAUUUCUUCCAUGUAGAUGCAACCUGAAAAAACUGGAAAAAUCUCACGAGGAUUGAUCUUUUGAACAAAUGACAAAAGGAACGAAUUAUUGUUCCAGACGGCGACUUCCGGUCGGAGGCGCUCCAGGUUCCUCACGAUUGCCUGUUUUCGCACGUGAACAUCCGCGACCAUUGCAACGACUACAGCUAUUGGAAAGAAGAAGCCACCAAGCAGUGCGCUUCUAAGGUAACAAAAAACCUGACAGUUGGAUAUAACGACAAAUGGAUAACUAAAACAAUCCUCAAUCAUGUUUUUCAGAAAGAGAAGCAAGUUGUUCUGCGUUCUUUCGCAGUCCUUGAGCCGUGCUCGAUCGACAUGUUCACUGGUGUCGAAUUCGUUUGCUGCCCUAACGACCGUAAUUUUUUCUUUUUAUUGCUCCAAUUUCCAAUUAGUGUUCGCUUUUUGAACACUCCAGGAGAAGAAAUAAUUUGUUAUAAAAAAGGUUUCCAUGGUAACUCGACAUUUCACAAGUCACAAGUCACGCGAACCUAGGAAAAAAAAGAAAAAAAAGUUCAGGCUACAGUAAUACGUGAGAUUAUAAUUGCAUCUCUCAUUAAAAACUGCCACGAGAGACUCCCGUAAAAGCUUGGAGUUUUUCAGAGCCGUUGAAAGAAGAAAUUAGAAAGCGUCUUUCUGAUGAUGAUGACAAAGAUGACGACGACGACAGCCUCGACGAAGACUACACUGAAGACGAUUGUGAGGGAAAAGUUUUCAUGGAAAGAUUAUGAAGAUGACUUUGCAGCGGAUGAUGCUGAUGAAGAGGCCGAACAAGAUCCUUACUUCAAAGCGGCCAACUGGACUCAUGAACAUGAGGACUUCAAGGAUGCCGAAGAGCGUAUGGACUCCCGUCAUCGUAACAAGAUUGACAAAGUUCGUUGAUAGAAUAUUUUUGGACAAUAAUUUCUCUAUUUAAGGUCAUGAAGCAAUGGGCCGACCUUGAAGCUCGGUACACCGAAAUGAAAACCAAAGAUCCCAGUGGGGCUGAGAAAUUCAAGGAACAAAUGACCAGCCGUUUCCAGAAGGUUUUGAGGGAUCUAUAGGUACAUUCUCAACGAUUCUUCAGACGGUGGCGUCCCUGGAACAGGAGCACAAACGCAUGAAGAAAGAAGUCGAAGCCGUGCACGAGGAACGAGUUCAGACCCUUUUGAACGAGAAGAAACGUGACGUCAGUAGAACUAAAUGAAACAUCUUAAUCGAAUGAUCGUUCAGGCAACUCAUGACUACAGGCAAGCGCUGUCCACUCACGUGAAUACCCCCAACAAACACAACGUUCUUCAAAAACUGAAGGUAUGGAAUAAAAAGGAAAGCAUCUGAAUUGAAUUUUAAGAUUUACAUCCGAACUGAAGAGAAAGACCGCAUGCACACUCUUAACCGUUACCGCCACCUUCUUCGUACUGACGCUGAUGAUGCUCAGAAGUUCCGUUCCACUGUGCUCCACAGACUUCGGUACGAAUCACAAAUCUCUGAGUAUCGAAAUUGAAAAACUUCAGAUACAUCGACUUGCGCAUCAACGGCACACUCGCCAUGUUGCGUGACUUCCCUGAUCUUGAACGCUAUGUCCGCCCCAUAGCUAGUGAGUCAAAACCUUUGAUUCCCUUUAAGUAAAUUAAAUACAUUUCAGUUAGCUAUUGGCAAGAUUAUCGUCGUGAGAACACCCCUGAGUUGGCUGACGACAUGAUUUCUGCUCUCAACAGCUUGGACGAGGACGCCAAGAACAAGAAACUUGUCGAUCUUUAUACCGUUAGUAGUUAUAGGGAAAACUAAGAAUUCUCAUUGCUAAUAACAGGAACAAUACGAAAAACUUCACCCCCUCAUGAAGCUCGACGUGAAGGCGCCGACAACCACCACGACGACCGAAGCGCCAAAGAAGGAAGCUGACAAGGAGGCGCGUCUGCUGCCAACGGAGACUUCAGACUCUGAAGAACAAAAUGACGAUUUCUAUGAAGAUGAGGACGAUGAGGAGAUCAAGAAAAAGGAACCUGUCAAGAAAGUCAGAGUAAGACAUUCUUUCCGAGGGAUAAACUUGAAACACUAAUUUCAGCUUAUUGACAUUAAGCCAAAAACUGCGAGCAAGAAGGUUGAAGCUCCGAAAAUCGUCGUGACUUCCGCCCACGCCGCUGAUGCAGAUGACUCCUCGUUUAGCUCAGAGUCUGAAGAGGACAACGAAGACGACGUGAAUAAACAACUCCGUUGCAAAUUUAUUGGCGAAUUUCAGAAGAGCUUCAAAGACCUCCGCGUCGAUAUUGAGCCAAUCAUCGAGGAGCGACCGGCAUUCUACCGUCAUGAAAAACUCGUUCAAUCCGAGGUGAAUUUUCAUAACUCGAAAAAAUUUCGAACACUGCUCUUUUCAGGGAAUGCGUGGUGAAUCCUUCGCCUCUUCCAGCACUUACCUCUUCUUGAUGGUUUCCAUUGCCGUUGUCGGCGCAGUUGGGUUCCUUGUCAGCAUGAACAGACGUCGGCGUGCCAUGAACGGCUUCAUCGAGGUUGUCCCCUCUCAACUGCGAAGUAACUAACUGAAAAGCCUUCAGGUUGACGUGUACACUCCAGAAGAGCGCCAUGUCGCCGGCAUGCAGGUCAAUGGCUAUGAAAACCCGACAUACUCCUUCUUUGACAGCAAAGCUUAA